This is a messenger RNA of Dictyostelium discoideum AX4, 456 nucleotides long. RefSeq lists its product as hypothetical. The record is from RefSeq and is a predicted model, not a curated record. The coding region runs from base 1 to 456 and encodes 151 amino acids. The transcript has a single exon. NCBI's taxonomy places the organism in Eukaryota, Evosea, Eumycetozoa, Dictyosteliales, Dictyosteliaceae.
AUGUAUAAAAUUACUAAUUCUAUAUAUACACACGUCACAGUAACAUGGAUAACUACAGAUGGAUUACAACAUACAGUUACAUCAAUUAGAUCAAUUGAUAUAGUUAAUAAAGAAGAGAUAUUGAUGAACCAAAUUAAUAGUAAAGAGAUAAAUAAUAAUGCAAAUUUAAAUUAUUAUACUAAUAGUAAUAAUAAAUAUUUUCAAAUUAUAAAUUCAUCAACAUUUUCAAAAGAUUCUUAUACAAAAAGUAAACAUUCAGUAACUUUCACUCGUGAAGGUAUUUACACGUAUCAUUGUAAAUAUCAUAAUCAAACAAUGCUUGGUUCAAUUAGAGUUUUAUCAUCAUCUUCUUCAAUGUCAAAUGAUAUAGAUAGAAAUCAAAAUUCUAAAAAAUCUUUACUAGGUUUAUUAUUUGCAACAUUAUUAGCCCUUUUAAAAAUUUUUGUACUCUCUUAG